Molecule: messenger RNA, 936 nt
Organism: Aspergillus luchuensis
Lineage: Eukaryota; Fungi; Ascomycota; Eurotiomycetes; Eurotiales; Aspergillaceae
Exons: 2
Coding region: 1-936 (311 amino acids)
Biological process (GO): retrograde vesicle-mediated transport, Golgi to endoplasmic reticulum
Source: RefSeq, a predicted model, not a curated record
AUGUCCUCAGCCGAAGAAUCCCCCGCUCAACGAGCAGCCCGCCUGCGUCGUGAACGUCGCGAAGCCAAAAUCAAAGGCGAUGGAGCAGCUCGUCUAGACAAGAUUACCAGUUUGAGUGGACGGACUCCUGCUAGUCUCCGCGAAGAAACCUCUCCCUCUCCCUCUCCAUCCCCGGCCGCAGCACAACCACAAGCUACCACUACAGCAAUGAGUCCUAGCCCGAGCCCGAGCCCGGCCCCCGAACCUCGCAUUACACAACCCUCUUUCCCAAGCCAAGGGCCCCAACAGCAGCAAGAGAUCGAUCCCGAAACCCUCCAAGCGCAACAGGAGCUCUUCCGCGCCCUGCUCCGCCAGUCUGGCCAGCCGGGCGAGUCACCCAGUGGGAGCCCAGGACCCCAAGGAGCAGCAGGACCAGGAGGGAUGGGAGGACUAGGUGGUGAAGCGGAUGACCCUACCUUGAAACUUCUAUCGAGCUUGAUGGCUGGGGAUACCAGUGCACUCGGCGAGGGUUCUUUGCCUGGAGGUCAGUCGCCAGCGGACUUAUUGACGGGGUUGGGAGUUCCGCCGUUUGUGGCGAGUAUGUUGGGGGAGGCGACGCGGAAGAAGAGUGAUGAGGAGAAGCGGGAGAUUCUGGUGUGGAAGGUGCUGCAUGUGGUGUUUUCUGUGUUGAUUGGGGUGUAUUUGUUGGUGUUGAUUGGGUCGUCGGUGGCGACGUUUGGGAGUCAGCCGCCGCCGCCGGCGACGGCGAGGAAUCCGUUCUUGUUCUUUACGACGGGUGAGGUGGUGCUUACUGGGGCGAGGGUUAUGAUGAAGAGGGGGGGAGGGGGGUUGGGGUUGUGGGUGCAGUUGGUUAGAGAUAUUGCCAGGGAUGGGAGUAUUGUGUUGUUUUUGUUUGGGAUGGCGAAUUGGUGGCAUCGGGAGUGGAUGGCUUAUUAG